Molecule: messenger RNA, 429 nt
Organism: Microthlaspi erraticum
Lineage: Eukaryota; Viridiplantae; Streptophyta; Magnoliopsida; Brassicales; Brassicaceae
Source: the annotation of a GenBank genome assembly
AUGGAGGGACCUCUUGGAGUAGAACUUGAUGAUAUCCAUGGAGUUGCUUGGGAUGAUGGGCCCCACGAUGAUGUUGAGACGAUACAAAUCUAUUGCCAUGACCUUGGUAUCAACGCGGUCAAGUUUGGGUACAGAGACGGCACGCACGGACAGAGGAGGCCAGAUCCUAGACAAGAAACAAUGGCCGAGUUUCUUUUGAAGGAUGGUGAAUACCUCACAAUGGUAUAUGCAGAGUGCGGCCUAAGUGGAAUAAAAACCAUUCAGUUCAAGACCAACAAGCGAAACAUGGAAUGCGGAGCGGCCACUGACGGGACAGAGGAACCGGUCUGUUUUGGGUCCACUGACGGGACAGCAAAGAUCGUUGGCUUCCAUGGCGUUUCCGGGGAUCAGUUCCUUCAACAAAUCGGAGUCCACUGGGCUCCAGUCUAG